Molecule: messenger RNA, 755 nt
Organism: Truncatella angustata
Lineage: Eukaryota; Fungi; Ascomycota; Sordariomycetes; Amphisphaeriales; Sporocadaceae
Exons: 1
Coding region: 311-529 (72 amino acids)
Source: RefSeq, a predicted model, not a curated record
CUGGCGGCGGCUGGCAGCCACUUGAUAGAGAGGCCCCCCUUCCAUUGACGAGACGCUUCAAUCCCAUUUUGCGGCCUACAGAGAGAACUUUAUCCAUCCAGGACAGAAAUAUACACGAUAUUCAGACUGUUCUCAGUCAUGCAUACACACAUACAUACCUUUUCGUGGUUUGUCUUGCUUGACUUAGAUGUUAUCUCCUCGCAGAAAUGAACAAGUUGCUGCUAUAUAAAUAGCCUUCAAGGCAACGACAAGAGUAUUUAUGGAAUCGACGUCGAUGCAACUUCUUCUACAUUAGAAAGAUCUAUCUGCAAUGGGAGGUUGGGUAAAAUCUGGGUGGAGAUCGUGCCAGCUCCUUUUGAAGCUUGCGAUAUAUCUUGGGCUCCUUCAGACGCAACAUUUUUAUGACACUCGGUCGUCUCCGUCCGGGGUGAAUAAUGUGCCCGAGUCCCUUUUGUAUGAGUGUCUCUACCCUGUCAGGAACUGUGUGGACAAACCUCUUUAUCAUCUCAGCAUGUUGGGGCCUCCUUGAUUUUGCUGCCCGGGUUUGCUGUAGAUCUUCCCAACAGUCUUUGUAGAUGCUGAGAGCAACGGACGGCGCGUUGCAUACGGCAGUGCUUACAUGAACAUUCCCAGGUGUCCCGCACUCUCCGAACUUUACCUUGUGUCGUUUGACGUAUGCGCGAUCUACCCUCCGCGUUCUUUGUGAUGCGAAGGAGCCGCAUCGGCGGCAGGUGACAUGUUGUUGCUCAAAUCGG